AUGGAAUUAUGUUUAUAUAACUCCAAAAAUGGCUAUUUGGAAGCUUUGCUGAGAGGAUUUCGUAGUAGUUUUUUAACUCCAGAAGAAUAUAGGAAAUUAAGGGAAGUUGAUACACUUGAAGAUUUAAAAUCUGUUUUAGAGGAUACAGAUUAUGGUUCUUUUAUGAUGGAUGAACCAUCUCCAGUAGCAGUCACAACUAUUGCACAAAAAUGUAAAGAAAAAAUGGCGCAUGAAUUCAAUUAUAUAAGAGCUCAAGCAGAAGAACCAUUAAGAACCUUCUUGGAUUAUAUUGCAAAAGAAAAAAUGAUUGAUAAUGUCAUAAGUUUAAUACAAGGAACGUUAAAUAAGAAGUCAGCGGACGAAUUGUUAUCUCGAGUUGAUCCUUUAGGAUAUUUUCCGCAAAUGAAAGCUAUAACUGCUAUGGAUGUACAAAAUUCUCAUGAUGAUGUUUUAAAAGUUUUAUUAAUUGAAACACCAAUAGGUACGUAUUUUGAUAAAUAUAUAUCAUCUCAUUCAUCAAAUGAAAAAAAUAAUGUAACAACUAUACUCAAUGAUAUGGAUAUUGAAAUUUUAAGAAAUACAUUAAAAAAAGCAUGGUUAGAGGAUUUUUACGAUUUUAUAAGAAAAUUAGGAGGAAAAACAGAAGAAGUUAUGGGACACAUAUUAAAAAGUGUUGCAGAUUUUCGUGUUUUAACCGUUACUUUGAAUACCAUUAAUUCUAGUUUAAGUCUUGAAUUACAAAAAGAUAGAAAUGAUAUGUUUCCAUGUUUUGGUUAUUUAUAUCCAGAAGGUACAGACAGAAUUAGGAAAUGUUGGAACAAUGAAACGGUUCAGGCAGCUUUAGAAAACUACCCCGCGUAUUAUAAUUUAUAUGAAGAAUGUAAGCAGUUCUAUAUCAAAAAUGAAAAUAUAAAUGAAAGUAAAAUGUUUGAUCAUAAGAUAAAAUCAUUAGAAGACUUGUUGUAUGUAAAACUCGUGAAAUUAUGUGAAACUGCUUUUGAGCAACAUUGUCAUUUUGGUAUUUUUUAUGCUUGGGUAAAAUUAAAAGAACAAGAAAUUAGAAAUAUUGUUUGGAUUUCUGAUAUGAUUUUAAUGAAUAGGAAAGACUGUAUUGAUAGCAUUAUUCCAAUAUUCGAACCACAAAUAUAG
Plasmodium malariae is the source of this 1149-nucleotide messenger RNA. Its product is annotated as ATP synthase (C/AC39) subunit, putative. Gene Ontology annotation, biological process: vacuolar acidification; vacuolar transport; proton transmembrane transport. The coding region runs from base 1 to 1149 and encodes 382 amino acids. The record is from RefSeq and is a predicted model, not a curated record. Lineage: Eukaryota; Apicomplexa; Aconoidasida; Haemosporida; Plasmodiidae. Gene Ontology annotation, cellular component: vacuolar proton-transporting V-type ATPase complex; proton-transporting V-type ATPase, V0 domain. The transcript has a single exon. Gene Ontology annotation, molecular function: proton-transporting ATPase activity, rotational mechanism.